UCAAAUUCAAAACAGCAAAAGUAAGACCAAGUCUAUCUGCCCCUCUCACUGUUAUUAUAUAGAGUUUGAUGAAGAUUAGGUUUUGAUGACAGGUUUGUCCCCUUGACCUCACAACUUCUUCUAGGCUCCAAAGACCAUUCUUUGCAAAGACCCAAGAAUUUUCAUUGCAUUUGUGAACAUAAGACCACCAAUUCUCUUGGGUUUCUUUACUUUCCUUUCUCUUGAUCAUCUCUCUGCCUCUCGCUUUGUUUCUUUUUUUUUUUUUUUUCCUUUGAAGGUUGAAAAUUUAACUAAAAAGGAGUGUGAAAUGUUGGAUUAUUACGAGCAGCUUGCUGCUAGUCCUUACAAUGAUUCUCUUAAGGUUCUUGAGGCUGAUAUUCAGCAUGCCAAUAUGCUGGCAGCUUCCAUCCCCAGACGCAAGAGUGGUACGGUUCUUCAAAUGAAAUUGGUUUACAAUCACUUGGCACCCAUUUUCCUGUUUUUGCUUCAAUGGAUUGAUUGCUCCUCUUCAUGUUUACUUUCAAGUUACUUAAAUCUUUUCCACAUAAUUGUAUAUAAGGUGCGCACAGAUGGGAGGUCAAAUAUCUCUUCAUGUGGAAGGAAAGCUACCAUCAGCGAAUUCUACAAUGUUAUAUUACCAUCCCUUCAGCGUCUCCAUGGUGAUUCAUUGGAGAUGGAUAUCACCCAAGAGGAAGCUCUAGAGAUGGCUGUUAGGAAGAGAUAUGAGGAUAAGAUAAAGCUUUCAGAUGUAGACUUGGAGAGAGAAAAUGAGUGUGGCAUCUGCUUGGAGCCUUGUACCAAAAUGGUUUUGCCAAACUGUUGCCAUGCCAUGUGCAUUAAUUGCUACCGCGAUUGGAACACAAGAUCGGAAUCUUGCCCGUUCUGCCGGGGAAGUAUAAAGAGAGUGAAUUCAGGGGACUUGUGGGUUCUGACCUGCGGCAGUAAUGUACAUGUUUUGUGUGAGAGAUAAAAA
Prunus avium (sweet cherry) is the source of this 973-nucleotide messenger RNA. Lineage: Eukaryota; Viridiplantae; Streptophyta; Magnoliopsida; Rosales; Rosaceae. The record is from RefSeq and is a predicted model, not a curated record.